Molecule: messenger RNA, 1840 nt
Organism: Phialemonium atrogriseum
Lineage: Eukaryota; Fungi; Ascomycota; Sordariomycetes; Cephalothecales; Cephalothecaceae
Product: pyridoxal phosphate-dependent transferase
Exons: 3
Coding region: 309-1643 (444 amino acids)
Biological process (GO): transsulfuration
Cellular component (GO): cytoplasm
Molecular function (GO): carbon-sulfur lyase activity; pyridoxal phosphate binding
Source: RefSeq, a predicted model, not a curated record
GAACUAAUUCGCACGCCUCCUAGCGUGUCUUGCGUGCUUGCGAGAGGUCAUGACGAGGAACACCAAGAAGCACGUUGUGGGGACGUUGAUAAAGUGCCAGAGAAUGCCGAGAAUAGGCCGAAAGUGGGUGAAGUAUCCCCACACAGCCCCUCCACCGUGAUCAUCGUCACCAUCUCGCUUUGGCAGUCGUCCCAUGAGAAACGAGUAGUCGCUGAACCUGUUGUCUCGAGUCAAUUGAAUUUCUCAUAGCGUCUCGCGACUAUAUCGAGAUACGCAUCAGUUGAAAAGGGCAGCCGAACAACGCCAACAUGACGACCGAUGUCGGUGGUGCCUCGGCAUCAACGGCCGGAUUGGCGGGGAACGUCCGAGUUCUCGAAGACGGCCCCGGCCAACUCGCCUCGGUCUUCAACCGGGAGCUGUCGCUGGCGUCCAGAUCGAUCCACGCCGACGACUAUAUCAACACCCACAGAGCCGUGGCACCGCCGAUGCACGUGUCGACGACGUUCCGCUACGCCCGCGACCCGAAUGAGCUGGUGCCCUGGCUGAACACCGAUCCCGCCGCCCCCCACGACUCACACGUCUACUCCCGCGACUCAGCGCCCAACACGACCCGCCUCGAGGCGCUCCUAACAUCCAUCAUCGGCGCCCCCUCGCUGACCUACGCCUCGGGCCUAGCAGCCUUCCACGCGAUGCUAGUGCACCUCAACCCUCGCCGCGUGGCCAUCGGCGGCGGCUACCAUGGGUGCCACGGCGUGCUAUCCCUGCUGUCCCGUCUGACGGGCCUGGAGCAGCUAGACCUGGACAACGAGUCCGACCUGGCCCGCCUGCGGCCGGGCGACGUGCUGCACGUCGAGACGCCGCUCAACCCGACGGGCGAGGCGCGCGACCUGGCGCACUACCGCCGCCGCGCCGACGAGCUGGGCUGCUACCUGACCGUCGACGCGACGUUUGCGCCGCCGCCGCUCAUGGACCCGUUCCGGUUCGGCGUCGAUGUCGUCAUGCAUAGCGGGACGAAGUACUUUGGCGGACACAGCGAUAUGCUGUGUGGCGUGCUGUCGGUGCGGCCGGACAGGGCUGGCGGUGAGGCGGGGUGGAUCAGCGGGCUGCGGGCUGAUAGGCUGCUUCUGGGGAGCGUGAUGGGGAGCCUGGAGGGCUGGCUCGGGGUGCGGAGCUUGCGGACGCUGGAGCUGAGGGUGCUGAGGCAGAGCGCCAAUGCGCAGAAGUUGGUCGACUGGCUCGCUGGGGAGAUGAAGGAGACCGGGGGAGGCAACGGUGGUGAUGGUGACGGGCUCGUCUCAUCCAUGGUCCUGAAAGUCCAGCAUGCCUCGCUCCAGCCCGAGGCUCAAGAUCCGGACUCGUGGCUUCGAAAGCAGAUGCCGCUUGGCUACGGCCCCGUCUUCGCGAUUCUGAUGAAGUCGCCCGAGGACGCGAGGCGGCUGCCCAGCAAGGUGCAUCUCUUCCACCAUGCCACUAGCCUCGGGGGCGUCGAGAGCUUGAUUGAGUGGCGCGCCAUGACCGAUAGGAGCGUUGAUAAGCGGUUGCUGAGGGUGAGUAUCGGCGUGGAGGGUUGGGAGGACCUGAAGGAAGACCUGCUGCAGGGAUUCAGGGCCCUGCGAGAGGAGAAUCAGAGAAGACAGAGUUAGCUCAGCCCCGCCCCCCCCCCCCCCGACAGCGAAUAUUUGUUAUGAUAUCCAAUUCGAGGAAACCCAGAAGUAAACCUGAGUCGUCAAAGAUGCUGCUAGAUUGGGGCACCUUGUUAAGACCGAAUCUACAAUGUACCAGUCGGCCAACAAAGUGAAUAUCGGGUAGGUAGGCUAAGAUAAACGUCGCAAAAUCCAGG